UAUAAUGAUGAGGAACAGAUCAUGCAUCUGCUCAGUAGUUUUGUUGCUGAGUUUGUCUGGAAUAGCCUAUAGUGGGAAUGUAUUGGUUCUUCCUGGGGAAUACAGUCACUGGUAUAACAUGCGCAAUAUCGUUGAAGAGCUCAUGGACCGAAACCACACCGUGACCGUUCUCACACACUCUGCCUCACCUACGGUGAAAAAUGGUCCAAAGGAUCGGUUCAAAUUCAUGGUUUUCAAAAUCAGCAUGGAGCAACGGGAGGCAGAUAAUGUGUGGCAGAACUUUAUCAGUGUAUGGAUGCAGGAAGGCUCGACAACAUUUCAAAAGCUGAACCUUUUUUGGAACAUGCUGUCUAGGAUGUCUAAUUAUACAGAGGUUAUAUGUGAUGGACUGUUUGCUAACAGAGAUCUUGUGACUUUACUGAAGGAACAGCAUUUCGAUGUACUUCUGUAUGACCCCAUGAUGCCAUGUGCUGGCAUGAUGGCAGAUCUUCUUAUGAUACCUAGUGUGUUGUCUAUCCGGGCCAGUUUUGCAAGUAAUAUUGAGAGAUUCUGUGGGCAGAUGCCCGCUCCACCAUCUUAUGUACCUGCGGCUUCAGUUCAGGGGCAUCUCACUGAUCUCAUGAACUUUAAAGAGCGUUUAGAGAACAUGCUCCUGUACAUUGGACACUCAGCAAUCGUCUUAUUAAUCUACAUGUUUACCUCUGAUAAGAAUUUUUUCAAAAUGACUGACAAAGUCCUAACGCCAUGUGAGUCUUUCGGCAAAGCUGACAUCUGGUUAAUCCGUAGUUAUUGGGAUUUUGAAUAUCCACGGCCACUUCUCCCAAACUUCAAAUUUGUUGGUGGAUUACACUGCAAGCCUGCAAAGCCUCUACCAAAAGAGAUGGAGGACUAUGUCCAGAGCUCAGGAGAUGAUGGUAUUGUAGUCUUUUCACUGGGUUCCAUGAUAAAAAACCUCAGCAAAGCAAGACUGAACGAUAUUACUCCAGCGCUUGGAAAGAUUCCCCAAAAGGUUGUGUGGGGAUACACAGGUGUUAAACCUGAAACUCUUGCUCCUAAUACAAGAAUCUAUAACUGGAUUCCUCAAAAUGAUUUACUAGGACAUCCUAAAACCAAAGUCUUCAUCACCCAUGGUGGGACGAAUGGAAUAUAUGAAGCUAUUUAUCAUGGCGUUCCAGUAGUGGGCCUGCCGCUGUUUGCCGAUCAGCCUGACAACAUAAAUCACAUAAAAACCAAAGGAGCCGCUGUUAUGCUUGACAUCACAAAAAUGAAGAGCAAGGACUUGACGCAGGCUCUCAAUGACGUCAUUAACAAUCCAUCCUACAAAGAGAACAUGAUGAAGCUGUCCAGAAUCCACCACGAUCAACCGAUGAAGCCCCUAGACCAGGCUGUGUUCUGGAUCGAGUUUGUGAUGCGCAAUAAGGGGGCCAAGCACCUGAGGGUUGAAGCUCAUAACCUCAAGUGGUAUCAGUACCACUGCUUGGAUGUAGCAGCCUUUUUACUCUCCAUAACUGCACUGAUUGUGUUCAUCUUUGUGAAAACAUGUAUGUGGUUAUUCCGUAAAUGUUGCAAAAGGACCCGAACAAAGAGCAAGAGAGAGUGAAUAUAAAUCUGAAUAUGCUUUUAAUUACUAAUGUCUUAAUAAUUACUGUAUUAUAUCUACAAGUCCAUGAUUACUUUUAAUUGAUCCAAUUACUACUAAGAAAAAAGCAAUUAAACAGAUAUUUCUAUUUGUA
This is a messenger RNA of Clarias gariepinus (North African catfish), 1733 nucleotides long. RefSeq names its product UDP-glucuronosyltransferase 2C1-like. The transcript has 6 exons. Lineage: Eukaryota; Metazoa; Chordata; Actinopteri; Siluriformes; Clariidae. The coding region runs from base 5 to 1600 and encodes 531 amino acids. Gene Ontology annotation, molecular function: UDP-glycosyltransferase activity. The record is from RefSeq and is a predicted model, not a curated record.